Aspergillus fischeri NRRL 181 is the source of this 1461-nucleotide messenger RNA. RefSeq lists its product as uncharacterized. The record is from RefSeq and is a predicted model, not a curated record. The coding region runs from base 1 to 1461 and encodes 486 amino acids. NCBI's taxonomy places the organism in Eukaryota, Fungi, Ascomycota, Eurotiomycetes, Eurotiales, Aspergillaceae. The transcript has a single exon.
AUGUGUCUUCAAGACAGUGCCCUCCCACUAUGGCACAUUUUCUGCGCCUUACUCUGCACAUCCAUCAGUGUGCUUUUCCAACCAGCAGGCCAUGUCUCAAUCGUCGAUGACUUGAAAGUCAACGCCGCAUUUCUAUCACCCAUCACAGGGGCGCUCUGGACUCUCCGCACUGUAUUCGGGGUUCUCGGGUGCAGGGUAUCCAACGUGGCAGACCUCCCGGCAGCUCUAUGGAUCGCAUCGGAGAAGGAGUUCCAGGGUCAUGGUGGGCCCUACGUGAUGAGUGCACUCGGCAGAGGACCACGGAAUAUCUACAUUACUGCCCGAUGGGGGUUUUUCGUCCUCGUCACCAUCCCGCUUUACUUCCGUCUGGUCUACUCCGUCCAGAUCUGGUGGGCGACAACAUGGGCAACCUGCCUGAUAACCAAAUUCCUCUUACUGGAACUCCUGACGGGAUACUACAACCCACCGCGGACAAGGAUAGUCGUACACACGACCUGGCCUGAAGUCCCGCUCAUCACUCUGUCCAGCACAUCCAACCCGAACCCCGUCCACGGGAAGGAGGUCAUCGCAGAACAAGGCAUCGACCCCAACGACGCAAAGACCCUUCUCCCCCUCUGCACCCGCAUUGAGAGAUUCUGCUCCAUCGUAACUGAAAGCCCCGACGACGUAGAACGAAGCCGCAUGACCCCAGCUAAAGACUUCUACCUCCGCAAAGCCAUAAACCACGAAUCGCUCGACCCCAGACUCUGCUGCGCACAUAUGCGGUGUCGUCUGUUUAAACUGUUUCAUGUCCUACGCCACGCAAUGCCGUAUGUAUCAUUAACCCUCGAGGCUCUGGCGGUGCUUUACCUGGGCCACCAGAACCUACGCACAAUCACCAUCCUUGUCACAGGGUGGAUCAUGAGACCCCGCUGGGUGAUGUUCGUCGUAUCCCUGGGUACGAGGAUUACCGUGGUGCUUCUCCUGCCGGUCUUUCUGGGGUCGGUGGUGAUGGCCGUUCUGCGUGCGCGCCGCCCGGCUACGGGGGUGACGUUUACUCGCCGCGUUUUGGAGGUUAUGUGUUUGGGUGUGCUGUCGGUUGUCUGUGCGGUGUAUUUCUUGGCGUUUGGGUAUCCGCCUGUUUCUCCGUUUGCUUUUGCGUGGGUGGGGGAGGUGAUCUCUCUUCCGUUGAUACUGGUAGUUGGGUUUAAGUUGGCCAGAUGGCUUGUGCGAGGGCCGCGGCGGGGGGUCGAUGCUUGGUCGACUGGGGAGGAAUGGAGGACGAUCGGCGACGAGAAGAAAGUUGCAGAUGACCCGCCGCUGUUGGAGCAUCUGUUUGUGUUUGCUUGGACGGUGGUGUUUCUGAUUCCUGCGGUUGUUGGGUGGGUUGUGAUGAAGACGGUGUUUUGUGCUGCGAUUGCCUUACAGGAAGUGGAUAUUCAGAGGAGGUUUGAAGAGUAUUAUCAGCAUCCAGGAUUUUAG